AUGCAAGAUGCCAACUCCUUCUUCUCCCAAAGCUCUCCAUACUUCCACGGCCAUUUCAUGAAAACAUUCAGUCCACUCGGGUUAAAAGUUUUACAAUUUCAGGUUGAUCUGCUGCUGACGGCGUGCAGUGAAGACAAAUACACUUGCGGUGAUGGGGCGUGCAUCAGCAAGCACCGCCGCUGCAACUCGGUUGCCGACUGUUCCGAUAACAAAGACGAGUUUAACUGCAGCGUACUGAGCAUCCCGACAGGCUACCGCAAAGAGCGACCUCCCACGGCACCGUCAGGAGGACCUCUUGAAGUCGAGCUGGUCAUCGGCAUCUCCUCUAUCAAGAAGUUCGACCUCGUGGACUUCAAAAUCAUCUUCAACGCUAGAGUGACUCUGAAGUGGCGUGACGCGAGAGUGACUUACCUCAGUCUGCAGGAUGAUUAUUAUAUAAACAGGGUGAAGGAUCAUCGGUCCAUUUGGAAGCCCCUCCUCUUUAUAAGAGACGAAGUAGGAAUCGUAAGUUUUGAGUUCCCUCGGUCGGCUCUGUAUGUUAACCGAACCUCCGACCCGAUACUGGAUGACGACCAAAUACUGACAGAAAGUUAUGCUUUCAGCGGAGCUACCAACGUUUUGGUACACGAGCAAGAAGGAUCUCUGACAAUAAUGUGUCACUACAACCUACACAGGUACCCAUUCGACACACAAAUCUGUUUCUUCUAUGUGUCCGUGGUCGAUCUAACCACCAAGUUCGGCCUUUUCACGAAGGCCUCCGCUGUCCGCUUCGAUGGGCGGAGAGAACUGCUAGAAUACGAACUUCUCAGAGAAAGACUAGAAAUCCUCGCCAAACGCAAUGUCAGUUAUGCCAAGGUGCAGUUUGUGUUUAAGAAUCGUUACGUGUACUACAUUGGGAAUGCUUUUACACCGAGUCUGAUGAUGGUGAUAAUCUGCUUCCUGACGUUCCAUUUUGAUCUCCAGGAUUUCCAGGAUCGCAUAAUGGUGUCCCUGACCUCGCUCCUCGUCCUGGUCACCUUCUUCAGUCAGACGAGCCAGUCCAUCCCCAAGACGUCCUACGUCAAGCUCAUCGACGCCUGGUACUUGGCUCUCAUCGCGGAGGACUUGCUGGCGAUCGUGGCGCUGGUGUACAUAGAGAGGAUGCGCUUGGGGGAGAAGAAAAUCAUUUCCAAAGAAAAACGCGAACGACUGUACCUUGUUUCUAAACCGGCUAAGAUGAAUAAGGUCUUCUUGUUCAUCUUCCCGACGUCGCUUGUUCUUCUUCUAUCUUAUUUUGUUUUCAUGUCUGUAUCCAAUUUUUCGGGUUGA
Molecule: messenger RNA, 1308 nt
Organism: Penaeus monodon (black tiger shrimp)
Lineage: Eukaryota; Metazoa; Arthropoda; Malacostraca; Decapoda; Penaeidae
Product: glycine receptor subunit alpha-4-like
Exons: 6
Coding region: 1-1308 (435 amino acids)
Biological process (GO): regulation of membrane potential; monoatomic ion transmembrane transport; nervous system process
Cellular component (GO): neuron projection; membrane; synapse
Molecular function (GO): protein binding; extracellular ligand-gated monoatomic ion channel activity; neurotransmitter receptor activity
Source: RefSeq, a predicted model, not a curated record